GUCGCCGCUGAGCCGUCCCAAAAGUCCUUCACACCCAAUCCACCAUUCCCUUACUUCUCUCACCACCUACCUACUUCGAACCAAACCAUGGCUUCGCAAUCGUCGCAGACCUCGCCGCCCCACUCCAGGGCUUCCUCCAUUUCCUCCUCAAGAGGCCGCAGGUCGCAACUCUCGCUCGACCUGUCCGACUUGCCACCUCUGAUCCAGCCGUCGCCGCCCUCCAACACGCUGCUCAUCACCAACCUCCAAGAACCCUCCAUCUUCCAUCCUUCGAACCUGGUCACAAUCCGCGAGCUGAUUUCGACGCACGCCCCGGUACACACAUGGGCCCCGCUGCGCUCGUUCCGGCGCAUCGUCGUGUCGUUCUUCGACGUUGAGGCGGCCAUCGCCAUCAGACAGCAGCUCGACGGCGAGACAAUUAUGGGUGACCGGGUGCGCGUUUACUUCGGCACCCACACACCGCUCAACCCGACCGACCAGCACCUGCCGCUGCCCAAGUCCGACAAGCUGUUCUUCAUCUCGCCGCCGCCCAGCCCGCCGCACGGCUGGGAGCUGCGCAACGAGGACCCACCUAACAAGGAGGUCCACGCCGAUGACCUUGCCGCUGCUCUCGCAAAGCUGCACGCUCGCUCCUCCUCGAUCGACCAGACCGCUUCGCCCACGUCGCCCACGGCGUCGGAUGCGGGGGAUUGUCUCCCCAACCGCCAGCGCAGCGGCUCCGCUACGAUCGUUUACCACCCCGAGGACCAUGGCGACAGCCCCGACCUCCCCGCUAUUGCGGUCGAAGACACAACUAUUACGCCCGACAUCCUCAGCCCCACCAGCCCCAUCGACGACGACAAGAUGCGCUUCGUGCACACGGCGCGCCCGCCCUCAUCCUCGGGCCUUUGCACCUUCCGCUGCACCUUCAGCGUGUCGCAGCUCGUUGCUUUCUUACUCAGUCAACAUCGCUUCACCCCAUCACCACAAUCUCGUACUCAGGAACCUCCGCAACUUAAUCUCGCUGCAAUGGCGACCACUCCCUCCGGCUCCCCGGUGGCCAUCGUCUGCGUCGGCAUGGCCGGCAGCGGAAAGACGACCUUCAUGCAGCGCAUCAACUCGCACCUUCAUUCUAAGAAAACCCCGCCAUACGUAAUCAACCUGGAUCCCGCCGUGCGCCACGUGCCGUUUGACAGCAACAUCGAUAUCCGCGACUCGGUCAACUACAAGCAAGUCAUGAAGCAAUACAACCUAGGCCCCAACGGCGGCAUCAUCACCUCGCUCAACUUGUUUUCCACUAAAAUCGACCAAAUCCUCGGCCUUCUGGAAAAGCGGACUGCCCCUCCCCCACCCCCGGCAGAAGGAGAAGCCCCCAAGCCGCAGUCCAACCCCAUCAGCCAUAUCCUUGUCGACACGCCUGGCCAGAUUGAGGUUUUCGUUUGGAGCGCUAGUGGUGACAUCUUGCUGGGCAGUCUCGCCAGCACCUUCCCCACUGUCAUCGCCUACGUGAUUGAUACCCCGCGCACGGCCAGCACCAGCACCUUCAUGAGCAACAUGCUGUACGCAUGCAGCAUCCUUUACAAGACGAAACUCCCCAUGAUCCUCGUGUUCAACAAAACGGACGUCAAGGAUGCCGAAUUCGCCAAAGAAUGGAUGACCGAUUUCGAGGCCUUCCAAGAAGCGCUGCGCGAAGAAGAAAACGGCGGGGGAUUUGGCGGGCUCGAAGGCGGCGAGGGCCCCGUCGGCGGGGGCUCGGGCUACAUGGGCAGCCUGCUCAACAGCAUGAGCCUGAUGCUCGACGAGUUCUACCGGCACCUGAGCGUCGUGGGUGUGAGCUCGAUGACGGGCGCGGGCGUGGACGACUUCUUCACGGCGGUGCAGGACAAGGCGGCCGAGUUCGAGCGCGACUACAAGCCCGAGCUGGAGCGGCGCAAGGAGGAGCGCAUCAAGGAGAAGGAGGUCAAGCGCGAAAAGGAGCUGAGUCGCCUGAUGCGCGACAUGAAUGUUGGCGCCGACGCGGGGAAGCCCAAGCUGAAGGGCAAGGGGCGGCGGAAGGCGGAGCCCGAGACGGUGAGCGAUGUCGAGGAUGACGAGGAGGAUGACGAGGAGGAGGACAUCGAACCCGUGUACGACGACGACGAGUUCGACGACGAGAAUAAUACGGCCGACGAGGGCUUGACGGAGCGGUAUAAGAAGGCUUUGAAGGAGGGGCAGUCGGCGCCUUCGGGCGAGGAUAUGAGCUUCGCGAGCUAUAUUGCUAGGGCUAGCAUGGGCUAG
Molecule: messenger RNA, 2256 nt
Organism: Aplosporella prunicola CBS 121167
Lineage: Eukaryota; Fungi; Ascomycota; Dothideomycetes; Botryosphaeriales; Aplosporellaceae
Exons: 3
Coding region: 88-2256 (722 amino acids)
Biological process (GO): calcium-mediated signaling
Molecular function (GO): nucleic acid binding; GTPase activity
Source: RefSeq, a predicted model, not a curated record